Messenger RNA from Phycodurus eques (leafy seadragon), 6351 nucleotides. RefSeq names its product sortilin-like. The record is from RefSeq and is a predicted model, not a curated record. Bases 30 to 2660 code for a protein of 876 amino acids. Lineage: Eukaryota; Metazoa; Chordata; Actinopteri; Syngnathiformes; Syngnathidae. Gene Ontology annotation, biological process: endocytosis; vesicle organization; Golgi to endosome transport. Gene Ontology annotation, cellular component: Golgi apparatus; membrane. Gene Ontology annotation, molecular function: protein binding. The transcript is spliced from 19 exons.
AUUUGGGGGGGAGUCAGUGUUUGAGAUUAAUGAGGCACCCUGUUUUGAGUGAGCGCAAGCAAAGCAGACCUGCCGAUUUCAACAUGGUUUCUGUGACUUAUAUUUUCACAUGGGGCUUGUUUGCGUGCUCGCUGGCGAAACAUUUCCACGCGGGACAAAAGUCGUUUGUGGGGAGGCCGCCGAGGGAGUUGAGGGCUGAUGAGGAGCGACCCAGUUGGGAGAAGUUGAAGACGUCUGAACGCGAUUCGGCAGGACUGAAUGAACACUCAUGCCCAAGUUUUCCUGGAGUCGAGUCAGCGCUGUUAAACAACACCCACACUUUCAACUUUAAAGUGAGGACCAUGGGCUCCCUGUCACUUGCUUGGGUAGGAGAUGAAUCAGGGGUGAUUCUGGUGUUGACCACAUUCCAGGUGCCUUUGUUCAUGAUGCGAUUUGGCCAGUCGAACCUCUAUAGGAGUGAAGACUACGGGAAGACGUUCAAUGAUGUGACCCACCUGAUCAACCACACUUUCAUCCAGACAGAUUUUGGCAUUGCUGUCAGCCCGGAUCACUCUGGCAAGGUGAUCCUGACAGCUGAUGUGUCCGUAAUUGGGGGGUUUCGAUUAUUUCGCUCACGAAACUUUGGCCAGACCUUUGAGACAUCGGAACUACCCUUUGAGCCCUUAAUUCAGAUGCUGUACAACCCUGGAGACAGCAACAUACUUCUGACUCUCAGCAUCAAGUUGGAUUUGUGGCUUUCAGAUGAUUUUGGCGCCACCUGGCGGAAGAUUCAUGACAGUGUUUGUCUCGUCAGAUGGGGUGCAAAGAAUAGCAUUUACUUCACGACUAACUACAACGGCUCGUGCAAUGACAAAGGAAUGUUGGAGUUAAGGAAAACAGCAGACUAUGGCAGAAGCUUCCACACAAUCGCAACAAGAGUUUACUCGUUCGUACUGGGGGGGCGCUUUGUUUUUGCCUCCAUCAUGACUGGAAAGGACACAGAGCGCAUGAUACACGUGUCUGUGAAUGGAGGAGAACUAUGGAACAUAGCUCAGCUUCCUGCAGUCAACCAUGAGCAGUUUUAUUCCAUUCUGGCAGCCAAUGAAAACAUGAUAUUUAUGCACGUGGAUGACCCGGAAGACUCUGGAAUUGGAACAAUCUAUGUGUCUGAUGACAGAGGAACUGUGUUCUCCAAGUCUCUGGAGCGCCAUCUCUACACCACCACAGGAAGUGACACUGACUUCACCACCAUUACUUCACUCAGGGGCGUUUACAUGACCAGCGUGCUCACAGAGGACGGAGCAGUGGAAACCAUGAUCACCUUCGACCAAGGAGCGCAAUGGCAGACACUGCGUCGACCGCAAAACAGCCCUUGUGACACUGAGACCUCCACUAACAGGCCAAAUAGAUGUAGACUCCACAUCCACGCCACCUACAGCACUGCCAUGAAGAUGAACGUCCCCAUGCUGCCACUCUCCCAGCCAAGUGCAGUGGGCCUUAUUCUUGGUCAUGGUAUCAAAAACACAGAGAACUUACUGAAUAAUAUUUCUUGUAUGGUUUGCCAUAACAUGUUCCUCUCUUCAGGCAGCGUGGGGGAUGCUGAGUCCACUGUCAUGCCCGACGUCUAUGUGUCUGACGAUGGUGGCUACUCGUGGUUGCUGUCCCUUACGGGUCCUCAUCAUUAUGCUAUAUUAGACUCAGGGGCUCUUCUUGUGGCUGUGGAGCACACCAACUUACCUGUCAAUCAAAUCAAGUUUUCCACUGAUGAAGGACAGUGCUGGCGUACUUAUAACUUCACCAGUGACCGCUUCCACUUCAGCGGUAUGGACAGUGAGCCGGGCUCCCGCUCCUUGAAUGUCAGUUUGUGGGGGUACAGGAACGACUUUACCAAAUGGGUCGUGAUCACCAUCGACUUCAGGAAUCUCCUCACCCGAGACUGUAACGACGAGGACUACGUGCCGUGGUUGGCUCACUCUGCUGACCCUGACAGCUCCGAUGAUGGCUGUGUGUUAGGCUACAAGGAGACCUUCCUACGUUUGAGGAAAGACUCUGCGUGCUGGAAUGGGAGAAAGUUCAGUGGCAGGCAGCGUCUGUCUCCUUGUGCUUGUACACUGGACGAUUAUCAAUGUGACUUUGGAUACUUCCGACCUGAGAACAGCUCGGAGUGUGUGGAGCAGGAGGAGAUGAAGGGCCAUCCUCUAGAGUUUUGUCUCAAUGGAACCACUGAAGAACUGCAGACCAGUGGUUACCGGAAGAUUCCAGGAGACCUGUGUUCGGGUGGAUUCCAGCCAGUUAGAAAGGAGACUGACCUGAGGAGGAGGUGCACCAGUGAUGCUCUUAAUCCAUUUUCUCUGACUGAAAGCGGCUCACUAAAUGCUGCAGUCAUAGCCGUGGUUGUCAUAGCCAUGCUGCUGAUAAGCACUGUCAUGGGCGUCUGGGUGGUCAAGAAAUAUGUCUGUGGUGGACGAUUCCUUGUGCACCGCUAUUCUGUCAUGAGGGAACAUGCUGAAGCUAACAAAAUAGAAGGGGUUGACGACGUUGACGCCCAGUACAUGGAAACGGGAAUAGCGCAGUACAACGACGAUUCAGAUCAGAUGCUGAUUAACAUCUGCUUCUCAAUUUUUGCUAUCCCUGGUGGCUGGAGGACGCAACAGCAGUUGGCUGAAUUAUCCCAUGGUUGACGUUCCCACAAAGACAGACAAGACCACAGAGACAAACCAACGGAAUGUGGAGGGGUAGGGAGUACAAACUCAGCACAGAACAAAAGAAAGGCUCAGAAGUCCCUGAAGAGCUUUUAUUGUUUCUGUCAGGACGUUGGAGCGUCAAAUCGUGCUCUCAGAGACCGCGUUUGGCAUUUAACAAUGCACUGCAGAGGAAUUAGAUAAGUUUUAUCUUACAGUGUUAUGGAACAGUUAAGUAGAAUAUCACUACUGAAAUAAGUCCUGAAUAUUUUUAGUUUAUGUUUGCCAUCUUCAAAAUAGUUUUGAAUUCUGUACAUUUAAAACUUGCCCAUUAACACAGUCAAUGUAGACAUUUCAUUUUGUAGUUCUAGCUAAACUGGGCUUAUGUUUAAAUACUGUUUUUCAUAUAUUUACAGCUUGGAUGUUUUCGGUGUUGUUGUUUUUUACAAAUUUUUUUUUUUUUUUUUAGAAACAAGCACUUUUGAUUUUAUUAACAUUUAAAUGUCCGCUCCCACGGAGUCAUGACUUUUCAUUUUUGACUCUAGACAGUUUACCUUUUUUUAAUAUACAUAUAUAUAUAUAUAUAUAUAUAUAUAUAUAUAUAUAUAAAAGCUUCUGAAAUAAUCACAUGGUGACACACUUUAGAUGUCAGCCUUUUAAUGCACACUGUUUGUGUCAAGUGUGGGGUGUAGCUGGACCCAAGAGCAGGCGGAGGAAGAUGUAAAAUGAUGAACAGUUUAUUGAAGAGAGGUUAUGGAGGUGGUCCUGGAUGUGUUGGCAGGCGGCGGCGUGGACAGGAGGCAGGCAGUGGACAGAACAGGCGGCUGGCUUGGUGGCAGGAAUGACGUGGGUCACGAACACAGGGGAGCACUGGGAACGAGGAGACACAUAACAAGGGAAACGAGGAACAGGAUACCUUACUUGACAUAAGGUGGGCCGUGGUACCGCUAGGAGAGGCUGCAAUACUUAGGCGAGGAUUUCCGGGAACAGGCAGGCUUAUAUACACCGGUGAUGAUGAGGCUGAUUGAAGACAGGUGCUGAAAACAGAGAGGGGAGGGGGGAGAGAGAGGACACAAAGCACCCUCCCGGCUCCAAUAAUGGAACUGCAGGGCAGUAGUAUAUGACAGUUUGCUUGUUUUAUAAAUGCUAAAACUACUACAUAUAUUUUUAUUUCUUACAAAAAAAAAGCACACUAAAUGUCAGCAAUAUAGAGUAAUAAAAUAACAUGUCAUUGUCCAGUAUUAUGCGUAACAAAUAGUUUGUUCAGUUGACUCUUAUUCUCUAAAGUUUUUGAGUGACAUAUGUGAACCAUACAAUUCUAAUGCUGAUUAAAUAGAUUGAUGACAUGAUAUCAAAAAUACAAAGAAGAAGAUGAAUAUUCUGGUGUGCUCCAGAAAUAUGUUGUAAAAUUGCUCUUUGAUUUAAACGCAUUUGGACAGUCAGGGUCAAAAGGUAACCGUGAAUGAAUUUAUUUUUUCUAUUUUUUUCUCAGCAGAACCAGUCAUGUUACUGAAGUGAAAUACAAGUAUGAAAUUUGGAAUAAAUGUUCAAAUGCUCUACAAUUGUUCUUAGUGGGUAGGAAAGGUGAAGCAUCACCGAUAUUUUUCAAUCCCCAUUUUGUGCAGUGAAAACUAAAGACUUGAAUUAUUGCCAAAGCACUUUUAUUGUUUCAUUUUCUAAUUGUAGAGCAAAAUCCACUAUAGCCCAGCAAUUAACAAACAUGAAGUUAAUCCUAACUCAAAAACUUUACUUGAAAUUUCUUUUUUGUAAAAUGCACCGAUUUACUGUUAUAUUUUUUUAAUAUUUCCCCACAUCAGUCAACGUGUGUCAUUAAGAUGGAUGCAGGUACAACAUGUUUUUGUUACUAUACAUACACUUUAUCCAGUAUUUUUAUGAUAUGGCAUGUAUUGUAUAUCUAAUAUUAGGAGCUGAAAUUUAACGUACAGGCAAGGCUCGUUUCCUCGAACAGAAGAUUAAUAUCACAGCAAAUAAGCUAUAUACUGUAGAGCUGGCCUGAUAGAUAGGCAUUUUCUCAAGGACAGUUUGUCAGGUAUGAGAGCAGCUACACAUGCUUGAUGUCUCUUUGUAUACUCAAUAGCUAUUUACUGGAGUUCAUGAUUAACACUUUUGCACUGUAUCUACACAUCUGUGAAAAAAAAAUUUUUAAAAAAUGCGUUCUUGCCUAUACGUACAUAUGGUACCAUGACUGUCAUUCAUUUCUUGACAUUGCUGUGGUAUGACCAAGGAGGAUGAGUAUUUGAAAUAAAAGUAUCACAUAGCACAGAUUCAUAAACAUUUUGUAUGCAUCUUUUUAAUGAUAUUAUUGAUGAAUUAAAUGUUAUCUCUUUCACAUUAAUCUGUGCUCCGAUUUUGUUUGGUCUGUCGUAAAUCGUGCAUUAAUGUAAUGAAUGUAUCAAUCCAUUAAGUGUUUUAUUUAAUCGGCUAAUUUCCAGAUGGUCAAAUUCUCUGACUGCAGUAAUAAAGCUUUCUAAUAAGGUACACAGUGUUGUUUGCCUGUCGUUAAAAGAUUUUAUAUGCUUAAUGUAAUGUCUUGAGUGUAGGUCAUUAAGGGUAAGUAAGCCCUGUUGUUAGUGGUUGUGACAUCAUCAAAGAUGGAUGCGCAAAAGACAUUUCAGAUGAAAAUAAGGGGACAUUUAAGCUUCAUAUUGUUGGCUGAAGUUAGGGAGUCUGCAUGUCGAGUGCUUGAGUGUGAGUUGUAGCCGAUCGCAGCUUUUGUAUGAAUGUGGAUUCUGUUACCUAGUGAUGGCAGUUUGACAAAGGGCCUCUUCUGAAAGUAAACUCUCCUAACCUUGAUGCCGAUUAAAAAAUAGAAAUUAAAAUCAUAUAUUAGGACCAGAGGUGGGUCGGAAUGCGCUACGUUUACUUCGUUGUAUAUAGUAAAGUAACAUUUUGGAUAAAUUGUUCUUGUCGGGGCGGCACGGUGACCGACUGGUUAGCGGAUCUGCCUCACAGUUCUGAGGAGUGCGGUUCAAUCCCCGGCCCCGCCUGUGUGGAGUUUGCAUGUUCUCCCCGUGGCUGCGUGGGUUUUCUCCGGGCACUCCGGUUUCCUCCCACAUCCCAAAAACAUGCAUGGUAGGUUGAUUGACAACUCUAAUAAAUUGCCCGUAGGUGUGAAUGUGAGCGUGAAUGGUUGUUUGUUUCUAUGUGCCCUGCGAUUGGCUGGCGACCAGUUCAGGGUGUAACCCGCCUCUCGCCCAAAGAUAGCUAGGAUAGGCUCCAGCAUGCCUGCAACCCAAGUGAGGUUAAGCGGUACAGAAAAUGGAUGGAUGGAUGGGUGGGUGGGUGCGCGAUCAAUUUUCAUUUUUCAUUUUCGACUUCCGCAUGGGACGCGCUUGCUGAUUACUAUAGUGACGUUUGACUCAAGUUCACCAAACAAACAUAAAAAAAAGGUCACGUCAGCACACAAAGUCUUUGAGUGGGCUUCGCGCGCCAAUCAGAGUGAGCCGUGACAGCUGCGCAUGACUCGUGUUUACAUUACAGGCUAUGAAAAACAGCUUUAACAUGCAGUGUAGUUUUGUCACUGUCCAAACUUGCAUAUUUUGGCCGACUUCUCUUGAGAAAACACCUUGCAGUAAGUUGCAGAUGUUUUUGCUGUUGUUUUGGCUGUGCAUACGGCAACAUUAACACUACUUUAUGGUCACAAGCAGAGUUUGGUAGAGUAGCCAAAUAU